Echinococcus granulosus is the source of this 2313-nucleotide messenger RNA. RefSeq lists its product as hypothetical. Gene Ontology annotation, cellular component: membrane. Lineage: Eukaryota; Metazoa; Platyhelminthes; Cestoda; Cyclophyllidea; Taeniidae. The record is from RefSeq and is a predicted model, not a curated record. The coding region runs from base 1 to 2313 and encodes 770 amino acids. The transcript is spliced from 10 exons.
AUGUGCGGCUGGAGAAGCGAUCCAACCAAUCCUUGGUUAAUCACUACUCUCAACAAGAGCACCCCACAGUUCCCGUUGCCAAACUCAAGUUGGCCUAUCCUUUGCCUCUCAAAGGAGGUCCUGCAAGAAGCCAAUUCAGGCGAAUCCUGGUUUGCGGACGACGUUAAUCCUUCGGUUUUUAAGACACCUCAAUAUCUUAUCCGAACCCGUCUUCGCAGCCCCAGUGUGCCUGCCUCUCUCGGUCUCCGUUGUCUUACUUUCUCCUCCUUCUUCAAUCUGGGCAGACGUGUGGGUGCUGCAAGCGGCCAUUUGGGUCUAGCUCUUCUCUUACAAAAACCCGGUGCAUUUUUGGAGUCUCCCAGUUUCGGAGGCGAUGGCCCUGCAUCGCUUGCAGUUUUCUUCCCUUGGUCCUGCGGGGUUGAUGAGAAUGAACCCGUCACGAUGGCAGGAAGGUUGUCAUGGUCGAUCAAGCCGCUUGCUGUUUGCGAUUUUGACGAUGAAGAGACGUGCGGGUGGAUGCAUGAAGAAGCUGUAUGGUCACACCGAUGGGCGAUUGAACAAGGCUACCUAUGUCUUGCGGCUAAAGUGCCCUCCUCAUCAUCUAGAAAAAAGACUUCUUGGGUAUCCAGCCUCUCCAGUGGGCAGAGGAAGCCCACUGCAGAUGCUCAUGUCCGAUUUGCCAGUGCUCCCAUUUCUGCUGUUGUCGGAGUAAAGUGUAUCGUCUUUGUGUAUUCUAUUAAUUUAGCACGAGGAAAGGCGUCCAACUUGGGCUCGUCUUUUGGCAGUUUAACAUUGUUGCAGCAACAGGAAGGACCUUACAACCACGUGUUGAAAUGGUUUGCCACUAGAUUUCAAACCAGCCACCAGUUUCUCCUUGUUGACAAUGGUGGUACAAGCUUUAUUCCUCCAUCUCGAUGUUCUGCUUUUUCUGAGACGCCGCUCAUCAAACCGGUGGCAGUUUGUAAUUUCAACGAUGGCGAUACGUGUGGUUGGAUGCAUGAGGGGGCUAUAUGGAUGCAUCGAUGGGAAGCCGAGCAGGGUUAUCUCUGUCUCAAGGCUAAAAUGUCCACAUUUUCGUCCAAAAUGAAAACUUCUUCAUGGCUACCUGGCCUCUCCACUAGUCAUCGAAAACCAUCCGCAGACAUUCGAGUUCGAUUCACCAGUUCCCCUGUACCGUCUGCCUUCGGGUUGAAGUGUAUCGCUUUUGGUUAUUCCAUUGGUUUGGAGCAGUCGUCGUCGUUGCUCAAGCCACUGGCAGUUUGUGAUUUUGACGACGGAGAAACGUGCGGUUGGGUGCAUGAAGAGGUUCCCUGGGCGUAUCGAUGGGCGAUUGUACGGGAUCGCCUCUGUCUCAAGGCCAAAGUGCCCUUAAACUCCCCGUCCAAAAAGAUCUCUUCUUGGCUUCGGGGUCUUGCUAUUGAUCAAUCAAGUGACGAAAUUGAUAUCAAAUGGCAGCUUCCGAUUUCGACGAUGGUGAUGUGUUUGGUUGAAUGCACGGAAAAGCCACAUGAGCACAUCGAUGGGCAGUUGAAACAGUCUCUUUCAAGCUCACUAGAAACUAAGGUAUGUCGCCUUUAUAUAUUCCAUUGGUCAUGGCCGCCAAAAGUCCCUCCAAUUCUGUCGGAGCUUUUAGAAGUUUCUCUUUACGCCAGCAACAUCUGUCACCCCACGGGCUGUUGUAAGAGCAGUCUCGAUAUCUUCAUGCCGUUCCACGUCUGGACCUUCGAAGAAGGGGACAUGGAAGAUUGGUCUAAUGACAAUAACAACGGGCAGCAGAAGUGGCAUGUUGGGACAACACACCUACCUUCCUCCUCCAUCUGUGUGUCUGCAAAAGCUUCAGGAAAGAAGUCAAAAAAAUUUUUCUCUACAACUUAUUCCAAGAAGACCUCUUCUCGUCUCUGGAGUCCCAGCGUAUCUGGCAGUUUUGGAAUCAAUUGUAUUACCAUCCAAUAUGCUAUCGAGAGAGCCAGUCAGACCCCUCCGAAACCCUUUUUUGUGUGGACCUUCAACGAAAACACAGGAAAGUGGACCAACGAUGCCGCGAAUUGGCAUCAGAAAUGGGAGCUUAUUAACGGAGCCAUUUGUUUGCGUAAUGUGCCGUCCGAAUCUGGAGAAUCUGAUGAUACUAUGUUUUGGUUAUCCUUGAAUACUGUAAAAGAAGACAUAAUCAGGAAUACAAAGGCUCUGCUCUGGAGCCCGCCUAUUCCACAAAGUGUUGGAAUGCGCUGCAUCACCAUGGACUAUUUGAUAGACAUGUUUUCUGAGAACUCUGAGGCCCAUCGUCUUGCCAUGCUGCAACAACAAACUGGGUGA